AUGACUCCACGAGGAGGCUUUGAGAGAGCGUGGAUUGGCUGCCACCGAGGUGUCUGCUGCUGGGUGUUGUUGCUGGCUUGUUAUUUCCUGAUCGCCUCGGCAGCCAAACCCAAAAUGCCAGGCCACACACACCUCAAUUCGAUCCGCAUUGAUGGGGACAUUUCUCUGGGUGGGCUGUUCCCAGUGCACGCUAGGGGCAAUGAUGGCAAAGCCUGUGGGGAGCUGAAGAAGGAGAAAGGGAUCCAUAGGUUAGAGGCCAUGUUAUUUGCCCUGGAUCGUAUCAAUAAUGACAAUGAGCUGCUGCCUAAUAUCACUCUAGGGGCACGUAUCCUGGACACCUGCUCCCGGGACACCCAUGCUCUGGAACAGUCACUGACAUUUGUUCAGGCACUGAUUGAGAAAGACUCAAGUGAUGUCAAGUGUCUCAGCGGAGGGCCGCCCAUCAUCACUAAGCCUGAGAGAGUGGUGGGAGUGAUCGGUGCAUCUGCCAGCUCGGUGUCAAUCAUGGUAGCCAACAUUUUACGUCUCUUCAAGAUACCUCAGGUGAGCUACGCCUCCACAGCUCCUGAGCUGAGUGACAACACGCGCUACGACUUCUUCUCCCGGGUGGUCCCCCCGGACACCUACCAGGCCCAGGCUAUGGUGGACAUUGUCAAAGCCAUGCGCUGGAACUACGUCUCCACUGUAGCUUCUGAGGGAAACUACGGAGAAAGUGGCGUUGAUGCGUUUAUCCAGAAGUCUCGAGAGGACGGUGGUCUGUGCAUUUCCCAGUCUGUGAAAAUACCACGUGAACCACGAUCUGGAGAGUUUGACAAGAUCAUUCGCAGGCUGAGUGAAAACCCUAAUGCCCGAGUAGUGAUUAUCUUUGCCAAUGAGGACGACAUCAGGCGGCUCCUUCAAGCAGCUAAGAAGGCCAAUCAAACAGGCCAUUUCAUCUGGGUGGGUUCAGACAGCUGGGGCUCUAAAAUCACCCCAAUACUGAACCAGGAAGAAAUGGCCGAAGGUGCUGUCACCAUCCUACCCAAACGACAGUCCAUCAAAGGUUUUGAUCGCUACUUCAUCAGCCGAACACUAGAGAACAACAGACGGAAUAUCUGGUUUGCAGAGUUCUGGGAGAAUAACUUCCAAUGCAAGCUUAGUCGGCACGCUGUGAGGAAAGGAUCUGGCAUCAAGAAAUGCACAAACCAUGAGCGGAUCGGGAAAGAUUCAUCCUACGAACAAGAGGGGAAGGUUCAGUUUGUGAUUGACGCAGUUUAUGCCAUGGCUCAUGCUCUACACAACAUGCACAAAGAUCUCUGUCCUGGAAAAGUCGGCCUCUGCUCCAUGAUGGACACCAUCAACGGCACACUGCUGCUCAAGUACAUCCGCAAUGUCAACUUCACAGGAAUUGCUGGCACCCCGGUGGUCUUCAAUGUAAAUGGAGAUGCCCCUGGUCGCUAUGAAAUCUACCAAUACCAGAUCACAAAUAACACGCCAGAAUACAAGAUCAUUGGUCACUGGACGGAUCAGCUCCAUUUGGACAUCAAUGACAUGCAGUGGCCUGGUGGAACACAAGAAGUACCCUCCUCCAUAUGCAGCCAACCCUGCCGUCUUGGGCAGCGCAAGAAGAUAGUGAAGGGAAUUCCAUGUUGUUGGCACUGCGAGAAUUGCGAUGGUUACCAGUAUCAGGCAGACACUUACACCUGCAAGAUGUGCCGCUUUGAUUUGCGGCCCAAUGAGAACCACACUGGCUGUGAUCCCAUUCCCAUUGUCAAGCUGGAGUGGAGCUCCCCAUGGGCAGUCAUCCCUGUCCUCAUUGCUGUCCUGGGCAUCAUGGCCACUCUGUUUGUGGUUGUCAGCUUUAUACGCUACAAUGACACACCCAUUGUUAAGGCAUCAGGUCGAGAACUGAGCUAUGUGCUGCUGACAGGUAUCUUUCUUUGCUACGCUACAACAUUCCUCAUGAUCUCUACUCCUGAUGUGGUUAUCUGCUCCCUGCGAAGGAUUUUCCUGGGUCUGGGUAUGAGCAUAAGCUACGCAGCACUGCUUACCAAGACAAAUCGGAUCUACAGGAUUUUUGAGCAGGGCAAGAUGUCGGUCAGUGCCCCUCGGUUCAUCUCCCCAGCCUCUCAGUUAGUUAUCACAUUCAGCCUGAUCUCACUACAGCUCCUUGGAGUGUGCAUCUGGUUUGGUGUUGACCCGUCGCAAGCCAUCAUCGACUAUGAGGACCAGCGCACAGCCAAUCCUAAAAUGGCCCGUGGUGUGCUGAAAUGUGAUAUAUCAGACCUGUCCCUUAUCUGUCUGCUGGGUUACAGCAUGCUGCUGAUGGUCACCUGCACAGUUUAUGCCAUCAAGACCAGAGGGGUUCCCGAGACAUUCAACGAGGCCAAGCCCAUCGGCUUUACCAUGUACACCACCUGCAUUGUAUGGCUUGCCUUCAUCCCCAUCUUCUUUGGGACAUCACAAUCAGCAGAAAAGAUGUAUAUCCAGACCACAACUCUGACCAUCUCGGUAAGCCUCAGUGCGUCAGUCUCUCUGGGAAUGCUCUACAUGCCUAAGGUCUACGUGGUUCUCUUCCAUCCAGAGCAGAACGUACCCAAGCGCAAGCGCAGCCUGAAAGCUGUGGUCACUGCAGCCACCAUGUCCAACAAGUUCAACCCCAAAGGUAGCCUGAGGCCCAAUGGAGAGGCCAAGUCUGAACUCUGUGAAAGUCUUGAAACACAAGUGCUGGCCUCCAAGCAGACAUACAUAAGCUACAGUAACCAUGCCAUCUAACCGUGGAAGCGGAGCGAGGGCCUGCCUGAGGAGAAAUCACCUGAUUCUGGGGAAAUACUGGAGGAAUUCCAAGCUGCUACAGCAGAGAGGACUGGGGUGGAAAGAUGGGAAUUUGUCACUCCAUAUAUAAAAAGGAUGUCAUAUUUUUCUAGAGAAUCAGGUAAAGGCUUGAAUGCCAAAUUUAUGAAAAAUUAUUAGGUUAGCAGGAAGGAGAUGGGAGAUUUUCCUCUUCCCACCCUUUCUAAGACAAGUGAGCGUUGAGUAGCGACGUCUCCAGAUGCAGGCUGAGUGAACAAC
Molecule: messenger RNA, 3051 nt
Organism: Micropterus dolomieu (smallmouth bass)
Lineage: Eukaryota; Metazoa; Chordata; Actinopteri; Centrarchiformes; Centrarchidae
Product: metabotropic glutamate receptor 4-like
Exons: 10
Coding region: 1-2754 (917 amino acids)
Biological process (GO): regulation of synaptic transmission, glutamatergic; G protein-coupled glutamate receptor signaling pathway
Cellular component (GO): membrane
Molecular function (GO): adenylate cyclase inhibiting G protein-coupled glutamate receptor activity
Source: RefSeq, a predicted model, not a curated record